Molecule: messenger RNA, 909 nt
Organism: Camellia sinensis
Lineage: Eukaryota; Viridiplantae; Streptophyta; Magnoliopsida; Ericales; Theaceae
Source: RefSeq, a predicted model, not a curated record
UAUAUGCUUAGAAUUGUCUCUCUGCGCGCAGAUUCUAUCCACGAAUGAAAAUGGGCCAGAUACUUGCUUUUCUUGAAGUUAAGCCUGGCUAUGGGACAUUUGCAUAUGAUUUCCAUAUUUUGAAGAAUGCAAAACCUUCUGCAGAAGAUAAAGUGCGGUUAUUUGUGGCUCAAACAGAUAAUAUUGAGACAUCUUCAUGUAUCACAACACCCCCACAAGUGAACUUUCUGUUAAAUGGAAAAGGAGUGGAUAAAAGGACUAAUGUGUUCAUGGACACUGGUCCACAGCUUCCAACUGUCGUGAUGCAUAUGCUUAAAUAUGGAACAAAUCUUCUUCAAGUUGUGGGUCAGUUUAGUGGAAACUAUAUCAUAGUGGUUGCCUAUAUGGGCGUGAUUUCAAACCUUGAUCGUCCUGUCCUACAAGAUUGUGUUCAGCCUGCUGUUGCUGCACUGGAUUCAGAUUCUGAGAUUAUUGAAGGGCCAUCACGAAUUUCACUAAAUUGUCCAAUAAGGUAUGCCAUUAUAUGUGUUGCCGACAAACUUUGCUGUUCAUUUAUCUUCCGAGUUCAAGUACAAAGAGAGGAAAUUCAAGCACAAAAUAAAGAGAUAGGGAAGAUGAAUGGGUCGAUUGACGAGCAUUUUGAGAUCACAUCAAGCAUCAUGGAGUUUCUUAAGAAGCAAGGUUUCAAAGGACAAUUUAGAGGAUGAGGUAUCCCAUGAACUCGUACGUCGCCUUUUUGAUUGGUUUUGAUGACGUUCGGGAGCAUACUUGCAAAUGAAGAUCAACUGUUGAAUUUUUUUUCCUAAACUGAUGCUUAGUUGUAGUUGCAAAUCAAGAUUGAGUAUUGAUUUUUUUUUGUGGACUCCACGUUAGUUCAUUUUGGGAUUUGCUUUGAUGGUUUUUUUGUGA